AUGUGGGUCCCACAUGGGGAAAAAAAACCAAUCAAAGACCUGUUUCCGCCUCCGCCCUUGUAAUCACUCCUCAAUCCCCCCCUCUCUCUCCCUUCGCCGGACCUUUUAGAGAGAGAAAGUAACCGCCGACGAUGGCCACUCCUCCUAAAGAAAACAGCAACCAACAGAAUGAUCAGCAUCGUCCCAUUUCUACUAUUGUUAUCAUCAUCGCUAUGCAGACGGAAGCACUGCCUCUUGUGAAUGCGUUUGAGCUCACAGAGGAUGCUGAUUCUCUAUUUCCGAAGGGAACACCUUGGGUCCGCUAUCAUGGUACUUACAAAGGUUUAAAUGUGAAUAUCAUUUGGCCAGGGAAAGAUGCUGUUUUAGGAGUUGACAGUGUUGGCACUGUUUCUGCAUCUCUUGUAACUUAUGCUGCUAUUCAAGCCUUGCAACCCGACCUCAUUAUAAACGCUGGCACUGCUGGUGGCUUCAAAGCAAAAGGAGCCUGUAUCGGUGAUGUGUAUCUUGCAUGUGAAGUUGCUUUUCAUGAUAGAAGGAUACCAAUCCCAGUUUUUGAUCUCUAUGGUGUUGGUUUGAGACAGGGAUGCUCUACACCAAAUCUUGUGAAGGAACUUGAUUUCAAGGUUGGUAAACUAUCUACAGGGGAUUCUUUGGACAUGACCCCACAGGAUGAAGCUUCCAUACUUGCAAAUGAUGCUGUCAUCAAAGACAUGGAGGGAGCUGCUGUGGGUUAUGUAACAGAUCUUUUAAAAGUGCCAGCAGUAUUUGUGAAAGCGGUUACAGAUAUUGUGGAUGGGGACAAACCGACUUCCGAGGAAUUUUUGCACAAUUUGUCAGCAGUGACAGUUGCACUCGGGAAAGCGGUCACACGGGUAGUUGAUUAUAUCGCUGGAAAAGCCGUCUCAGAACUCUAAAGCUACAUUUUGGUCAGAAAAUUACAGGAACUUGUUCAAAUAAAGCAUUGGUUUAGAUGUGAAGUCUUCAUAGCUAGAAAUCACUAGUUGACAUUCAGUUGCUAUAUUCUCACCUGAAACCAAAAACUUUAUUAAUCUUGUUUGUCAAAUUAUUUGCUUUGUGGAAGCAAAGCAUACAUCCAAUUUUUAAUAGAAAUGUAAGGGUUGUUUAUUUAGGCA
Helianthus annuus (common sunflower) is the source of this 1133-nucleotide messenger RNA. Its product is annotated as 5'-methylthioadenosine/S-adenosylhomocysteine nucleosidase. The transcript has 8 exons. Gene Ontology annotation, molecular function: methylthioadenosine nucleosidase activity. The record is from RefSeq and is a predicted model, not a curated record. The coding region runs from base 132 to 914 and encodes 260 amino acids. Gene Ontology annotation, biological process: nucleoside metabolic process. NCBI's taxonomy places the organism in Eukaryota, Viridiplantae, Streptophyta, Magnoliopsida, Asterales, Asteraceae.